AUGGCUGAGUCCCAAGAUGUACUGCUUCUUAAAAUUAAAGAACAAGGGGAUAUCGUGAGGAAAUUAAAAGCUGCAAAGGAAUCAACUGAAAAGCAGAAGAGGACACAAAAAUUUGUUUAUGAUCUUGAAGAAGUUGAUGCAUAUUUAUCUCAGUUCAGUUACUUAUCAGGGUAUUCACCCACGAAAUUAGACCUAGAUAUUUUGAACAAUUUAGGGCAAGAUCUAGAUUUCCAAAAGUAUAAAUACAUCAAGAGGUGGUGGUACCAUAUGCGGAGUUUCAAUGAGUCUGAUAUAAAUCUUUUCCCUUUAGCUAGCUCCCAAAAUUCAUUUGCAAAUCUGCAUAAAGGCAGUGAUAGGUCUCUUGAUGAGCAGAUUCAAGAGGAGGUUAGUAAGUUACUGGCUUUGAAAGCACAGUUAGGAUCAGAAGAUGCAGCUCCGCAGAAGUUUGUUCUUAAAACUCCAAAAGGUACUAGAGACUACAAUCCACAGCAAAUGACCAUAAGGAAUAAUGUACUACAAAAAAUAAUAGCAGUAUUUAAAAAACAUGGAGCUGAGUGUAUUGACACUCCAGUGUUUGAAUUGAAGGAAGUCUUAACUGGAAAAUAUGGUGAAGAUUCAAAAUUAAUCUAUGACUUAAAAGAUCAGGGUGGUGAAAUACUUGCCUUGCGAUAUGAUUUAACAGUACCUUUGGCUCGUUAUUUGGCAAUGAGCAAGAUCAAUACUCUAAAGCGAUAUCACAUAGCUAAAGUAUAUAGAAGAGAUAAUCCAGCUAUGACAAGAGGUAGAUACAGGGAGUUCUAUCAAUGUGAUUUUGAUAUUGCUGGUCAGUAUGAUCCAAUGGUACCAGAUGUAGAAUGUCUCAAAGUUGUGACUGAGAUUCUGGAUGCCCUUGAUAUUGGAAAGUAUGUAUUGAAGGUUAAUCAUAGACGGUUACUUGAUGGGAUGUUUGAGGCAUGUGGAGUUCCAGUUGAUAAAUUUCGAUCUACUUGUUCCACUGUUGAUAAAUUGGAUAAAUCACCAUGGGAGGAUGUAAGGACUGAAAUGAUAAAUGAGAAAGGUAUUUCACCGGACGCUGCUGAUAGAAUAGGAGAAUAUGUGCGUUUGAAUGGUGGUGCAGAGUUGGCAAAUAAAUUAUUAAAAGAUGAGAAGUUAUCCAAAACCAAAGCGGCAGUAGAGGGACUGGAAGGAAUGAAAUUGUUGUUAAAUUAUUGUGAUAUUCUAGGUAUUAGUGACAAAAUAUUGUUUGACUUGAGUUUAGCUCGAGGAUUGGACUAUUACACAGGAGUUAUUUAUGAAGCUGUUUUAACUCAACCAAUCAAAGUUGGCAAUGAAGAGCUGACAGUGGGUUCGAUAGCGGGCGGCGGCCGUUACGAUAACCUUGUUGGAAUGUUCGAUGCCAAAAACAAGCAGGUGCCUUGUGUCGGCGUCAGUAUCGGCGUUGAACGAAUAUUCUCCGUAUUGGAAUCGAAAUUGGCAGCGGGCGAUAUAAGUGUGCGUACGAAUGAAAUAGACGUAUAUGUCGCAUCCGCGCAGAAGAACUUCCUGGAAGAACGUAUGAAGAUAUGUGCGGAGUUAUGGAACGCGGGAAUCAAGACUGAACAGUCUUAUAAGAAAAAUCCGAAAAUGUUGAACCAGUUGCAACAUUGCGAAGAAAAUGGCAUUCCCUUGGCGGUAAUUCUCGGUGAAUCAGAGUUAAAGCGAGGCUUGGUUAAGAUCAGGAACAUCACAACGAGGGAGGAACAAGAAGUGCCUAGAGCAAAUCUUGUGGAGGAGCUCAAGACAAGGAUAAAUACAUUAAAUGUGAAAGAGAUGAAUGGUUCCUUACUCGUGAACCAUCUCGCGGACGAGUUCAAGCGCAAGUACAAGAAGGACCUGCGUUCGAACCCGUGCGCCAUGCGUCGCCUCCAAACCGCCGCCGAGCGCGCCAAGCGCACGCUGUCGUCUAGCACCGAGGAGAAAAAAUAA
Parnassius apollo (apollo) is the source of this 1965-nucleotide messenger RNA. The record is from the annotation of a GenBank genome assembly. NCBI's taxonomy places the organism in Eukaryota, Metazoa, Arthropoda, Insecta, Lepidoptera, Papilionidae.